Molecule: messenger RNA, 539 nt
Organism: Aricia agestis (brown argus)
Lineage: Eukaryota; Metazoa; Arthropoda; Insecta; Lepidoptera; Lycaenidae
Exons: 2
Coding region: 80-478 (132 amino acids)
Source: RefSeq, a predicted model, not a curated record
UAUUUUGUGUACAUAAGGAGAUUUCUUGCGAAGACAACCAUCAUUCUAUCGAUUGGAAUCACAGCUUAUUACUUUCAAGAUGUUUAGGCAGCUUUUGUUGUUCUCCGUGUUAAUUGUCGUAAUAAACAGUAUAGCAGCUCAACUUAUAAUACCCGAAGGUAUAACAAAGGUGCAAAAAGUUUCCUCACAACAGAUCAUCAAUUUCCCGAGAAUACAGGCGCAAAAUCAAAAAUUGACUCUACGUACACCAGCGCAGAGCAAUAAAUAUAUUCUAAGGAGUCGUAAACCAACGAGAAUAAUCAACAAAAGACAACCAACUGAUGGCCAACUCAACCCAAACCCAACAACCAAGAUGUUUGCCAACAACGCACUGAAUAAGGAACAAAACCCACAAAACGUUCGUAUGUUCAAAUUGGCGCCCAAAAAUGGCGUCAACGAGAAAAUUACAGGUGGCAUGACGAUGUUUAACCUUAUUUAGUGAAUUUUAAUAUUAGUGACUAGUUUAAGUAUUUAUUGAAAUGUAGUUUAAGAAAUAAAAA